AUGCUCUCGGAUACGAUUUGUCACAAGAGGUGUCUUUGGCUCGACAUCUGGCAGAUCAAGGGUUCGAUACCUGGCCUGCAGCAGCCUGUGGCGCUGCUUGACUUGCAGCACAUACUCGUUCAGCUGCAGACCUGCAGUGACGUGGAGCUGACGUCAUCUGGCGUGACACAGCUGAGGCGCGCCCUAGAUUCCUUCUUCAGCGAUGCUCAACAAUCACCUGACGUUUCACCUGAGGCUUUUGCAGCGAUGAAAGAUCUGGCUGAUCUGGUAGGCCCAUUGAAAUCCGACGCCACUCUUCCCACUGCCGCUGCCUCCUUCCUCCAGCAGACCACCCGGCUGCUGAGCAACAGCAUCGCCUCUUCCAACCUCGAGAAACGGCUAGCUGAGCUUCAGAAACGGCUGGGGGAAAUUGUCGAGUCUAGACAGGGUGUAGCGACGCCAGGAGUGGCUGAGCUGUACGAGCAGCUGAUUGGUGUGAUUCUGCAGACACAGGACGUGGCGAGCCUUGCCAAGGAGUAUAACUGGGAUUUUGACACGUAUCUGUAUGAUGACCUGCCAGCUGCCAUGCAGUAUGUGCGGAAAUGGUCCCGGCCGCAUGAUGGGAAGAUCCUGGCCGUUGGUCCAGAUGCGGGUCUGUUGGGGGUGGUGACGGUGGCAUCGUCACUCGAAUACUGGAUGGCCAACUCCAGCUUGAAGCUGCUACGCCCACUCUCUGGCCCUGCGCGGGCGCUCAACUUCCCAGUCAUCCCGGUGGCAGUGCUGGCGCGAGCAGCGCUACCUCUCAUGACCCAGCCGCCCUUCACACUGGCGUGGGUGGCGCACCAGGUGUCAGCCCGUGAUGCCAUGGACCCUCAGCUCUUUCAAAAGCUCAUGCAGCACAACUUCUGCACCAUCCCCGUGAAGCUCCUGCUGCAAAUGGAGUCCAUCUUCACGCCAGGCGGGCUGCGCAGUCGCAGCGGGUCAAUCUCGUAUCUCAAGGGGCUGAGGGACUGCUACACGCCCGUGCUCGCCCUUGCUGGCGACUCCGACGGUGUCUGCCCACCCCUCCUUGUUACGGAAACUCUGAAGGCCAUCCCAUCUUCCAACGUUGAGUACCGGUUGUUUGGAGGGUCGGACAACCGUCGCUACGGGCACUACGACAUGCUAGUGGGCAAACAUGCACCAGAGGAAGUGUACCCAGUCAUUACAGAUUUUCUGUCGAAGACUGAUGGUGCUUACGGGGAGCCAGUCAGGGCUGAAGACGAGUUUCCUUCCACAAUGUCUGCCAUGUCAGUUCAACAAGAUAAUGGCAUGCAUGCAAUAUAA
This is a messenger RNA of Closterium sp. NIES-65, 1305 nucleotides long. NCBI's taxonomy places the organism in Eukaryota, Viridiplantae, Streptophyta, Zygnematophyceae, Desmidiales, Closteriaceae. The record is from the annotation of a GenBank genome assembly.